AUGAGUAUGAACAAUACAAUUACUUCGUAUCAUACGACAUAUAUAGAUGAAUCAACAGCUAUUGUUGAAUUAAUAUCGAAAGAUUAUGAUUUAACUGGUGCCAUUUUAUUUAUUAUUGUUGUUCUACUCUGGUAUUCAAUGGGUAUGGUCUGUAUGUUAGGUAUGCAAAUAAAAGUGCGCGAUGAAACAUUUGAAUAUUGUGAAAAACGUCGACCAAACAUAUUAAUCGAAACUCUUCGUGAUCAAACACAUACGAAACAAAUACUUGAAGAACUUGUCGAUAAACAAAAACGUGAUAAACUCUGGGAUAUUUAUCUAGGUACAACAGAGAAUAAUAAUGAUAAAUUAAUACGUGAUGAAAUAAAUCGUAUAAGAAAUAUUGAAAAACAAUUAGCUAUUAUAAAUCAAAAUCGUAUACUUAUUAAUGAAAGUUUAAUAUCAUCAUCAACUUCAAAUAAUCGUAUAAAUUCUGAUACACAAUCAAUAAUUAUACCUGAUUUAUCAUCCAUUGAAAAUCGAGUACGUGUUCGACGUCGUUCAUCAUUAGAUCAACAAAUUAUUGAACGAUGGAAAACUCUUGUUGAACAAUGUAAAACACAUGAACAAUUACCAUGGACAAUACAAAAAUUAAUGAUUCGUCGACAUUUUCGACGAUAUUGUAAAACAAUGUUACGAGAACCUGAACAUAUAAAUACAUCAAUGUAUGAACCAUCAGAAUAUGUUAAUAAUAAACAAUAUGAUUUAGUAAUGAAUCGAAAAAUGAAUAUGGAAAAUUAUCCACAUGUUAUUAAUAAACCUGAUCAUCAUGUUAUUCAACUAGAUAGUACUGAUUGUCAAUAA
This is a messenger RNA of Rotaria sp. Silwood1, 840 nucleotides long. Lineage: Eukaryota; Metazoa; Rotifera; Eurotatoria; Philodinida; Philodinidae. The record is from the annotation of a GenBank genome assembly.